Messenger RNA from Ornithorhynchus anatinus (platypus), 494 nucleotides. RefSeq names its product Fc fragment of IgE receptor Ig (gene FCER1G). The record is from RefSeq and is a predicted model, not a curated record. The transcript has 5 exons. Gene Ontology annotation, biological process: cell surface receptor signaling pathway. The coding region runs from base 1 to 273 and encodes 90 amino acids. Gene Ontology annotation, cellular component: Fc-epsilon receptor I complex. NCBI's taxonomy places the organism in Eukaryota, Metazoa, Chordata, Mammalia, Monotremata, Ornithorhynchidae. Gene Ontology annotation, molecular function: IgE receptor activity.
AUGACUCCCUGGGCCGUGGAGCUGCUGCUGCUCCUGCUGCUGACGCAGGAAGCGGCGGCCCUGGCCGAGCCCGAGCUGUGCUACAUCCUGGACGCCGUCCUCUUCGCCUACGGCAUCGUGCUCACCCUGCUCUACUGCCGUCUCAAGGUCCAAGUGAGAAAGCAGCCCGAAUCCUCCGUCGGCUUCGAGAAAUCCGAGGGGAUCUACACGGGUCUGGGCAGUCACAGCCAGGAGACCUAUGAGACGCUGCAGCAUGAGAAGACCCCGAAGUAGCCUGGGGGAUCGGCGGGACCCUGAUCCCACCCCCCCUACGGAUCCCCCUCCCAGCCUUCGCUGGGGACGGGCCCACCCGCUCUCUUUAGGCCUUUCCCCCCUACUCUUCCUUCCACGCCUCGGUCCCGCCCCCUCAGCGAUACGGAACGAUAAACGUCCGCCGGCCCCUUCUGCCCGGUCCCCCGCCGCCUUCCAAUAAAGCUGCUGCUGUUUGGACCCCC